Messenger RNA from Porites evermanni, 5022 nucleotides. The record is from the annotation of a GenBank genome assembly. Lineage: Eukaryota; Metazoa; Cnidaria; Anthozoa; Scleractinia; Poritidae.
UUGAAGGCUUGGCGCAGUGAAGGAUUACCUUUAACUACUACAAGUAAUGAAGCAGCAAAAAUGUAUGAUGCUACCUUAACACAGGUUGGUUGGUUUGUGUGUAUCAUUAUAAAAUGACUGAUUUCACUUGAUUUGUAAUACUUUUUUAUUAUUUGUUUGGUUACUUAUAAUUAAGCUGACAUAAAACCAUGAAGAGCAGAAAGCUGAUGAUUUGGAGUCAACAUUUGGACAUUGUCAGCCUGCACAUUCCCCUGAGGGUGGGGUGUAGCUUGAAAAUAAAGAUCUCUUAGUGGGACAGUCAAAUUUGUUAAUUGUUGCAUUAUUAGCAAGCACAUGAAAUUGUGUUUAGCAUGUGAAGCUGGUCCAUUGUCAGCCUGGUUAACUCCAAACAUGGAAUUUUGAAAAUCUUGACAGGCCUCAAUCUCAAGAUUCAUGGAUCAUCUAAUUUUACCCAGUCCCCCUUGGUUUCAAACCAGGCUUAAUGACUUGUAUUGGUCUGUAAAUGUACACACAUAUUGCUUUCAAUGGUGUCUGCUAUAGGAGUGUUGCCUGGCAAGAAGAUGUGGGACUCACAGCAUUCAUGUUGGCAUAAUGGACUGGGUUUCUGCUCAAUAUAGCUUUGCUGUACAUUAUUACACCUUGGGUGUACUUAUUACAAAAAACUGAUAAUGUUCAUCUGAUCAUAUCACAGUACACAGGGUGGUAUGAUGACUCUACUGUUGGUGGUAUUGAGGGAUCAAUUUCUAAGAUGAUUGCAGCUGAUCCAACUUUUGGUGAGUUAAAUUAACAAAGAUCCAGUAUGACUGUUGUAAAUUGACAGCUGGAGCUCACAACUUGACAAACAAUUUAUUACGUGUAAUGCUACACUAGAAUUUCUAGUGGCUUUAAAGCAUUACACUGUAAGUUCAUGUAAUUGUCAUUAUUACUUAUUUACAUGUAUAACUUUUAUUUAUUUAUUUCAUUUCAUUUUUGAUUUUGACCUCUCAGUCUCUUUACAUGUACAUUGUACAUGUACAUGUAUGUGCAUCAACCAUAAUCUUUACCAUAUUAUAUUUUUAUAGUCAUUCAUUAUUAUUAGUUUAGAAAAGACAGCAUUGUGAGUACUUUUAAGUUGAAUAAAGCCUAAUAUUCAGCCAUUUUUCCUCUUGAGGCGCUUGUAUAUUAAUCCCAGAAAGAAAAAAGAAAAUAAUAUAAGAAAUUGAAAGUGUGGAAAAUUGUGUCAGAGUUCCCAACUGUAUCAAAUGCCCACAGGCAUUAACCAUAGAUCUGCUCUUCUGUUACGACCAUUGCAGAAAUGGUGGGGGUGAGGGAGGGGGGGAGGGUACAGGCAGGUUCUGAGUGACUUGUGAUACACUGCCCACCUCUAUUUCCUGUAUUUUACAUGUUCAAAGAAAUUUUUUUAUAUUAAUUUUAUCUGCAGUCCCACAUUACCUUUUUUCACCAUAUGUAUUUCACGGAUAACAAUCAAUAAUUAAUAUUUUUCAGUCAUUCGGUUGAACCUUUUUUUUUUGUUUCAGUAAUGGGCCAUGUACUAUCCUGCGGGUUGGAUCUCAUAUCAUCUGGCAUAGGUAUUCACGUAAAUCAGGAUCUGAAGAGUAGGAUGGAUACACUACAAUCACUUGCCACAGCAGCAAGCAGCAUCACUAAUAGAGAAAAGCUGCAUGUGAGAGCUGUACAAGAGUGGGCUGAAGGGUAGUUUGUGUUUUUUUUACCUUUUGAUUGAACAGUAGACCCUAGACACCUUGAACCUUCAAGGGAAAUUGAAAAAAAGGUCAAGUUAUUGGCAGCUUGAAGCAAAUAGCCGGAAGUAAGAAGAAAAAAAAAACAGUUUUGACUAUACAGUAAACGUUCCAAUCACGUUUUUAUUAUAGAAAUGCUGGGCUUGAAAUUAAUACUCACAAACUCGGAAAAUGCGAGUGAUUUUGAAAAUCUGUGAGUGACAAAAAUAUCGACUUACAAACAUUUGCGAGUUAGAGUCAUCCAUGUCUCCCAACAAUUUAAAAAAGGGAAAGAAUUUGCUAGUGGUCUCACCAGUUUGCUAGAAGAAAAAAUGUUUCCAGCAAAACUUUGCAAGUGCAGUAAAAAGUUAACUUCGAGUGCUGAAAUGUUUUUAAACUUGGUAAUGCACUCCUGCACAUUUUUUAAACAGUACUUAGAAAAAAUACCUGUAAAAUUGCCUGGCAUUACAGGUAAAGUAUCAAUCAACACUUGUAAUCCUUUAAAAAAGUUUGCUUGUUUUUUUCUUUCUUUUAGAAACACAGCACAGGCAUGUCUAACGUGGGAAGAUAUUUUGGUGGAAAAUCCAACAGACAUGUUUGCACUAAAAAUGGCUCAUGAUUCAUAUUUCUACAUGGGUUACCAAGAGCACAUCAGAGAUUCCAUUGCCCGUGUACUUCCUCACUGGAAAGAAGGCAUGCCACUUUAUGGAUGAGAUGGUUUUGUUUUAUAGACUUACUAGUCUCCCCUGCGACUGUUCUUUGUCUUGUCACACAAUGACUGUGACAAGAUAAAAUGGCUGCAAAGGAGGCUAUGACUUAACUUGACACAGAGAUGCCCAGUGGGGUAGGGACAAACGAAGAGUGUUCCCAGGGGGGUUAGCCUGCAAACACAGAUGUAUUUCGGGUCAUCCUUUUCGGAUGGAGAGAAGCAACGACCGGAAAUAACGUGUGUUCACAGGCUAACAGCUAACAGGAGGUAGGGUUCAAGAGAUUUUUUGGUAUCCCCUUUAUGCACUGACCUUCAGAAAACAAAUUGAGAAAUAAGAAUCCUAGGGAAAAAAUAUCAAGAAUUGUUCUUCUACUUCUACAUGUGAGAUAUGCAUCAUGCAUUCUGGAUUACUGUAUAACUUAUUGGGCUCUCUUGGGUGAAUAAUCAAUAAUUUCAAUCAAGUUAGAACCCACCUUGCGAAAAGACUGGGUAUGCCCCUGUCAAUUGGGAUCAUAGGUCCCAUGCAACAGAAACUAUAGGGGCGGUAAGUACUAUUUUCCUAGUAGUUCUUCUACAUGUACAGUGUAUGUACCCGUAACCCCACAAGACACAACUAGGUCACUCUCUGGGCAAAGUAUUAGCUAUAAGAAACAUCAGUUUCGACUAAAUAAACGUUAAUUUGUCUCAUUUAUACUUUAGUUACUCACAUAGCAGUUGUUUUUUGUCUUUCCUGUUCGUUUUUCUCCCAUAUAUCCCUUGUAAAAGACGAAAAAAAUGCAUCGUUCGAUUCAAACCUGUUCAAACUGACCGCCAGUAUUUGAUUUAGUCUUGGUAACCAAGCCUUUUCUUCAAAUCUCAGGCGCGGGCGCUAAGCAAAAAGCGUUAUAUUAUUUGCUCAGGGAUCCUAUGAUCAGACAACGGCGACGUCCAUGAAAACGGCGUGGUUGUGAAGGUACAGCGGAGAAAUUUACAAAAAAGCGUGAUACACGUUGCAGAGUUGUUAUUUUGCUGAUUAAACCUAUUGCUUUUUAGACCUUCCCGUUGCCAGUUUCGUAAGGUCCCGUCGCAAAACGUAAUUCAAACCCCGGUUAGUAACGUCUGCAAAGCAGCGUCGUGAUCCUUGUUUUAGUCCCCCAACGUACUCAACGAAUUCCCGGAAAUACGUUUCGUUUUUCCUCUCAUUCUGAUUGGCAAUCGACAAACAGACCUACCAUGGCGCAUGCUCAAAUCCUGAUACUCAGAUGGGGGCCUAAAACAAGGAUUCCAGCGCUGUUUCGCACACGGACUUAACCAGAGUUUAGUUUUGUUUGUGGCGCAGGCUAAGUAAGACAGGUAAGGGCGGAUUUCCAGGGUCUCGUAGCUUUUACGUUAAUGCGCGACCUUUCAUAAAAUUAUAAUUUCCUCCAUUUUAUUCACCCACGUAAGUUGUACCCGUACAAGCACAUAAAAACUACACGACAGUGGAAAUGCACCCUUAUUUUUCUCUUAUUUUGUCUUUCUUUGGUUCUCCUUCCCCGGCCUCUUUCACUGGUAUACUGUGGUAUACUGUAUGUAGUUACUUCCCAUCACAAUGAACAGAUCGACGUUUUGUAUAAACGGUUUGUGUUCUACACCACCUUAAUUUAGAUUUUAUUACUCACAGGUAUCUGCAAGGAAUGUAUGCCUUUGGUCUUGUAGAAACAAACUUUUACAAGGAGGCGGAAAAAUAUGCUCUUAAGGUAGAGUUUAAACCCCAAAGGCCCAGUUAUUUAAACGGAGUUUAGCAAGUACUUAACAAAGCUGCGUUCUAAGCCAUUUUCAGUGAUUUGCUAACGCUUUUACACGAUCUAUCGUGAACAAUUUCAGUAAAGCGAAUAGCGUAGACUGGAAAAGCUAUUUAUUUAGUAUGUAGUUCAAACUUUAAAGUCUGUCGAUGAAAUCCUAUGGUAUGACCAUUCAAAUGAAACCUCUUGAGUGGUACUCUCACGUGGUACUAUUUAUUUAGUUUGUAGUUCUAACUUUUGAGUCUGUGAAUGAAAUCCUAUGGUGUGACCAUUCAAAUCAUUGUAAAACCGCUUCAACAGUACUUCACAUGGUACUAUUUAUUUAGUUUGUAGUUCUAACUUUUGAGUCGGGGAUGAAAUCCUAUGGUAUGACCAUUCGAAUGAAACCUCUCCAGUAGUACAUUCACGCGGUACCAUUUGUUUUGUUUUUUUUUUUCAGCAUUUCCCAAAUUAAAUUAGGAAAAGUGUGUCGAAUUUGACUUCGGUCACUUUCUACUGAUUUAUUGCCUUUGUCAAUGCAUUGUAGGCCUUGGAACUGAAUCCAAAGGACUGUUGGAGCACUCAUGCCGAAGCUCAUGUGAUCGAGAUGGAGGGACGACAAGAUGAUGGGAUCAAAUUUCUUAGCAAGACAAUAAAUGACUGGACAGUACGAUGGUUCUUCUUUAUGCAUUUACACUUGUUUAUGAUAAAUAGUUGUUUAGCCUGGUUUUCACCUGCAACCAAGCCGUCGGGGACGUUUCUGGAUACUCUUUGUCGCGAAACGCUGGGAAGAGUUGCGUACAAAGAGGGACAGAACUGGACUAGAGUCGUUAGUGAUCCAUUCAAAGCAGAG